Lemur catta (Ring-tailed lemur) is the source of this 6837-nucleotide messenger RNA. It is a transcript of the gene THOC2, whose product is annotated as THO complex 2. The coding region runs from base 53 to 4831 and encodes 1592 amino acids. Gene Ontology annotation, cellular component: THO complex part of transcription export complex. The record is from RefSeq and is a predicted model, not a curated record. Lineage: Eukaryota; Metazoa; Chordata; Mammalia; Primates; Lemuridae. Gene Ontology annotation, molecular function: mRNA binding. The transcript has 38 exons. Gene Ontology annotation, biological process: mRNA processing; mRNA export from nucleus.
ACCCCUUGCUCGCGUGCUACACAUCCGGGCUUUUGCUACUAGUGAGGGGAAGAUGGCGUCUGCAACCGUGGUGGUUCCCGCAGAGUGGAUAAAGAAUUGGGAGAAAUCAGGGAGAGGCGAAUUUUUGCAUUUAUGCCGGAUCCUAAGUGAAAAUAAAAGCCAUGAUAGUUCGACUUACAGAGAUUUCCAGCAAGCUCUCUAUGAGUUGUCAUACCAUGUUAUUAAAGGAAAUCUAAAACAUGAACAGGCAUCUAAUGUUCUUAAUGACAUUAGUGAAUUUCGAGAGGAUAUGCCUUCCAUUCUUGCAGAUGUAUUCUGCAUAUUAGAUAUUGAGACAAAUUGUUUAGAAGAAAAAAGCAAGAGAGACUAUUUUACACAGUUGGUAUUAGCAUGUUUGUAUUUAGUUUCAGACACAGUUCUAAAGGAACGUCUGGAUCCAGAAACACUGGAGUCAUUAGGGCUUAUUAAACAAUCACAGCAAUUCAAUCAAAAGUCAGUGAAAAUCAAGACAAAACUCUUAUACACAAAGAGUUAUAAGCAGCAAAAAUUCAAUUUAUUAAGAGAAGAGAAUGAAGGCUAUGCCAAGCUGAUUGCUGAAUUGGGUCAAGAUUUAUCUGGCAAUAUUACUAGUGACUUAAUCUUAGAAAAUAUCAAAUCUUUAAUAGGAUGCUUUAAUCUGGAUCCCAAUAGAGUUUUGGAUGUCAUUUUAGAAGUGUUUGAAUGCAGGCCAGAACACGAUGACUUCUUUAUAUCUUUAUUAGAAUCUUACAUGAGUAUGUGUGAACCGCAAACACUGUGUCAUAUUCUUGGGUUCAAAUUCAAGUUUUACCAGGAACCAAAUGGUGAGACUCCAUCAUCUUUAUACAGAGUUGCAGCAGUACUUCUACAAUUUAAUCUUAUUGAUUUAGAUGAUCUUUAUGUACAUCUUCUUCCAGCUGAUAAUUGCAUUAUGGAUGAACACAAACGAGAAAUUGUGGAAGCUAAGCAAAUCGUUAGAAAACUUACAAUGGUGGUGUUGUCUUCUGACAAAAUGGAUGAGCGAGAAAAAGAAAAGGAAAAAGAGGAGGAGAAAGUAGAGAAGCCACCAGACAACCAAAAACUUGGUUUGUUGGAAGCCUUGUUAAAGAUAGGUGAUUGGCAGCAUGCACAGAACAUUAUGGAUCAGAUGCCUCCAUACUAUGCAGCUUCACAUAAGCUAAUAGCCCUUGCUAUUUGCAAGCUCAUUCACAUAACUAUUGAGCCUCUCUACCGAAGAGUUGGCGUUCCUAAAGGUGCUAAAGGCUCGCCUGUUAAUGCUUUGCAAAACAAGCGAGCUCCCAAACAAGCAGAGAGCUUUGAAGAUUUGAGGAGAGAUGUGUUCAAUAUGUUCUGUUACCUUGGUCCUCACCUUUCUCACGAUCCCAUUUUAUUUGCAAAAGUGGUGCGCAUAGGCAAGUCAUUUAUGAAGGAGUUUCAAUCUGAUGGAAGCAAACAAGAAGAUAAAGAGAAAACGGAAGUUAUCCUUAGCUGUUUACUUAGCAUUACGGACCAGGUACUACUUCCAUCUCUUUCUUUGAUGGACUGCAAUGCUUGUAUGUCCGAGGAGCUAUGGGGAAUGUUUAAAACAUUUCCAUAUCAGCAUAGAUAUCGUCUGUAUGGCCAGUGGAAGAAUGAAACUUAUAACAGUCACCCACUUUUAGUAAAAGUUAAAGCUCAAACAAUAGACAGAGCCAAAUAUAUCAUGAAGCGCCUAACCAAGGAAAAUGUGAAGCCUUCUGGAAGACAAAUUGGGAAAUUGAGCCACAGCAAUCCAACCAUUUUGUUUGAUUAUAUCUUGUCACAAAUACAGAAGUAUGAUAACUUAAUAACACCUGUAGUAGAUUCAUUGAAAUACCUCACUUCAUUGAAUUAUGAUGUCUUGGCAUAUUGCAUCAUUGAAGCUUUAGCUAAUCCAGAAAAGGAGAGAAUGAAACAUGAUGACACAACCAUCUCAAGCUGGCUUCAGAGUCUGGCUAGUUUCUGUGGUGCAGUUUUUCGUAAAUAUCCAAUUGAUCUUGCUGGUCUUCUUCAAUAUGUGGCCAAUCAGCUAAAGGCGGGCAAAAGUUUUGACCUGCUUAUAUUGAAAGAAGUGGUACAAAAAAUGGCAGGAAUAGAAAUUACAGAGGAAAUGACAAUGGAGCAACUAGAGGCCAUGACUGGUGGAGAGCAGCUAAAAGCUGAGGGUGGUUAUUUUGGCCAGAUCAGAAACACUAAAAAAUCCUCUCAGAGGUUAAAGGACGCACUAUUGGAUCAUGAUCUUGCUCUUCCUCUGUGUUUGCUUAUGGCUCAGCAGAGGAAUGGGGUAAUCUUUCAGGAAGGUGGAGAGAAGCAUUUGAAACUUGUGGGAAAGCUCUAUGACCAGUGUCAUGAUACCCUGGUACAGUUUGGUGGGUUUUUAGCAUCUAAUCUAAGCACAGAAGAUUAUAUAAAGCGAGUGCCUUCAAUUGAUGUGCUUUGUAAUGAAUUUCAUACACCCCACGAUGCAGCAUUUUUCCUGUCUAGGCCAAUGUAUGCACACCAUAUUUCGUCAAAGUAUGAUGAACUUAAAAAGUCUGAAAAGGGAAGUAAACAGCAACAUAAAGUUCACAAGUACAUUACAUCAUGUGAGAUGGUGAUGGCUCCUGUCCAUGAAGCAGUGGUCUCCUUACACGUUUCCAAAGUCUGGGAUGACAUCAGCCCUCAAUUCUAUGCCACAUUCUGGUCAUUGACAAUGUAUGACCUUGCAGUUCCCCACACCAGCUAUGAACGAGAAGUCAAUAAACUUAAAAUCCAGAUGAAAGCAAUUGAUGACAAUCAGGAAAUGCCUCCAAAUAAAAAGAAAAAAGAGAAGGAGCGCUGUACUGCCCUUCAGGAUAAGCUUCUUGAAGAAGAAAAGAAACAGAUGGAACAUGUACAGAGAGUUCUACAGAGAUUAAAACUGGAAAAGGACAACUGGCUUUUAGCAAAAUCUACCAAAAAUGAGACCAUCACAAAAUUUCUACAGCUGUGUAUAUUUCCUCGAUGUAUUUUUUCAGCAAUUGAUGCUGUUUACUGUGCUCGUUUUGUUGAAUUGGUACAUCAACAGAAAACUCCAAAUUUUUCCACACUUCUUUGCUAUGAUCGAGUUUUCUCUGACAUAAUUUACACAGUUGCAAGCUGUACUGAAAAUGAGGCUAGUCGAUAUGGGAGAUUUCUUUGCUGCAUGUUAGAGACUGUGACCAGGUGGCAUAGUGAUAGAGCCACCUAUGAGAAGGAAUGUGGAAACUAUCCAGGAUUCCUUACCAUAUUACGGGCAACUGGAUUUGAUGGUGGAAAUAAGGCUGAUCAAUUAGACUAUGAAAAUUUUCGACAUGUUGUACAUAAAUGGCAUUACAAACUAACCAAGGCAUCGGUACAUUGCCUCGAAACAGGCGAAUAUACUCACAUCAGGAAUAUCUUGAUUGUGCUAACAAAAAUACUUCCUUGGUACCCAAAAGUUUUGAAUCUGGGUCAGGCUUUGGAAAGAAGAGUGCAUAAAAUCUGCCAAGAAGAAAAAGAGAAGAGGCCAGAUCUAUAUGCAUUGGCUAUGGGCUACUCUGGGCAAUUGAAAAGUAAAAAGUCAUACAUGAUACCUGAAAAUGAGUUUCAUCACAAAGAUCCCCCUCCGAGGAAUGCAGUUGCCAGUGUACAAAAUGGGCCUGGUGGUGGGCCUUCUUCAUCAUCGAUAGGAAGUACAUCCAAAUCGGAUGAAAGCAGUACUGAGGAGACUGAUAAAUCAAGGGAGAGAUCUCAGUGUGGCGUGAAAGCUGUUAAUAAAGCUUCUAGUGCCACACCAAAAGGGAAUUCAAGCAAUGGAAAUAGUGGCUCUAACAGCAGCAAAGCUGUUAAAGAAAAUGACAAAGAAAAAGGGAAAGAUAAAGAGAAAGAGAAAAAAGAAAAGACUCCAGCUACUACUCCAGAGGCCAGGGUACUUGGUAAAGAUGGUAAAGAAAAACCAAAGGAAGAGCGGCCAAAUAAAGAUGAAAAAGCAAGAGAGACCAAGGAAAGAACACCUAAGUCUGACAAAGAGAAAGAAAAAUUAAAGAAGGAAGAAAAAGCUAAAGAUGAGAAAUUCAAGACCACUGUCCCCAACGUAGAAUCAAAAUCAUCUCAAGAAAGGGAAAGAGAGAAGGAGCCAUCCAGAGAGAGAGAUAUAGCAAAGGAAAUGAAAUCAAAGGAAAAUGUUAAAGGAGGAGAAAAAACACCAGUUUCUGGGUCCUUGAAGUCACCUGUUCCCCGAUCAGAUAUUGCAGAGCCUGAAAGGGAACAGAAACGCCGCAAAAUUGAUACCCACCCUUCUCCAUCACAUUCCUCCACAGUAAAGGACAGUCUCAUCGACUUCAAGGAGUCUUCAGCAAAGCUCUACAUUAAUCAUACUCCUCCACCACUGUCCAAGAGUAAGGAGAGAGAAAUGGACAAGAAAGAUUUGGACAAGUCGAGGGAGAGAUCCAGAGAAAGAGAGAAAAAAGAUGAAAAGGACAGGAAAGAACGGAAAAGGGAUCACUCAAACAAUGACCGUGAAGUACCACCGGACUUGACCAAGAGGCGUAAAGAGGAAAAUGGAACAAUGGGGGUUUCAAAACACAAAAGUGAAAGUCCAUGUGAGUCUCCUUAUCCAAAUGAGAAAGACAAGGAUAAAAAUAAGUCAAAAUCUUCAGGCAAAGAAAAAGGUGGUGAUUCAUUUAAAUCUGAGAAGAUGGAUAAGAUCUCCUCUGGUGGCAAAAAGCAGAGCGGAAGGCCACCUUUUGUUGGAAUAUAUCCUGCAAACGUAUUAUCAAUACAGUUUGUAGCACCAAUAGAAGAUAGACGUCUGUGAUAGAAGACAGCAGACUGAACUGAGCCUGAAGUAGAAAACCUUUGAGAAACAGCAACAGUCCUAGGUGUGAAAAAGAUCUGUGUGACCCCUUACAUUUAGAACCUGUGUCUUUUUGUUUACAAUGGUUAAAGCAGCAGGUAUUUUUAAACAAUAAUUAAUAAAAAAAUAAGCUUAGGAGAAUGUUGUAGGUAACGUGGUAUAUAUAUUAAUGAGAAGAAAAAUAUUACUCUGCCAAAGAUAGAGUCCCAAAGGCUGAGUUUGGCACUAUUUCAUCACAAUAUGGCUUUCUUCUUGAUGACAGCUAGCUUUUUCUGAAGUUCACUGAACUUGGGGGUGGUUUCCAAGUUUGUAAUCCUAACACUUCAACAUUAUUUUAUACUCUCUGGACUCUGCCAGGAGACUGACAUCCAGUAUCCUCUUUCCACUUGCUCUUGUGCUUGCUGAUUUGUCAUUCCAGGAUAUGGACAGACCCCUAAGCUGAAGGUCUCCCAGAGGAGGAUGCCAAAGCUCCAUGCGUCGCUCUCAGAACGAUAUCUCCCAUAAUUAAGAGCUUCUGGUGCUGUCCAUUUCAUGGGAAUCUGCUUUAAGUCAGAAGAUGAAUACAUAACCACCAUCCUCUUGACGAGACAUUCCAAAGUCACUGAUUUUCAGAACAUUAUUUUCACCUCCAGGCAGUUUCUUGCAGCAAGGUCCCUGUGUAUACAAUUUUUACUCGAGAUACGCCAUCCAGAAGCAGCAUCUAAUGAAAAUUUCACUAACCGAGUAAUAGUUCAUCCUUCUUUCUCAGAAAGGAGAGGAAAUCGCCUCCUGGAACCAGUUCUUUAAUGAUGUAGAUAGGCUGUCUUUGUGUGCGAACUCCUAUAAGUUUGACAAUAUUGGGAUGAUUAUAUUGCUUGAGGAUUUUGGCUUCUUGUAAAAAUUUUAAUUUCAGUUCCUGGGAAAGAUCUUCUUUAUAUGUUGUAACAGCAACAGCGAUUUUAUCCUUUAAUGUGCCCUUAAAUAUAUCAUCAAAAUUUCCCUUGCUCAAUAAUUCUCCUAAUGUGACAUCUUCAUAAUUGAGAACCCAUUUCUUAUUCUCUUAGUUAUGGCCCUACUGUGAUACCAUGGUGCCCUUAAUUGGAACAUUGACCUUUUUUUGCGAUUUAAAAAAUUGAGAGAAAAUUCACCAUUUGAAAGUGUACAAUUAAGUGGUUUUCAGUAUGUUUGCUGUGUUGUGCAACCAUCACCACUGUCUAAUUCCAGAACAUUUCUGUCACCCCAAAAAGAAACUCUAUGCCUGUGAGCAGUCACUCCCAAUUCUCCCCUUCCCUCAAACCCUGGAAACCACUAAUGUACUUUCUGUCUCUAUAAAUUCACCUGUUUUGGACAUUACAUAUAAAUGAAAUCAUGUAAUACGUGGCCUUUUAUGUCUGGGCUCUUCCUCUUAGCAUCAUGUUUUCAAGAUUCAUCAUGUUGUAGCAUGUAUUAGUAGUCCAUUCCUUUUUAUGGGUAAAUGUUAUUCCAUUGUAUGAUUAUGUACCACAUUUUGUUUAUUCAUGAGUUGAUGGACAGAAACAAUGAUUUAAAGUGUUAAAUUAUAAGUUCAACAUUAGUGUAUCUGCAAUUUUAAUUGAUAAUGUCAAGAUAUAUACGUGGUGUGAACAGAAUGUGUAGAAAUGAUUUGUAAAUUAUUUGUCAGCAUUUCAUGCAAGUGUGAUUAUUUUCUAAGGCCCCUUCUUACUCUAGUUUUAUGAAAUAUGUGAAUGUAGUAUUUUCAUCAAUAAAAUUUAAUGCAUUAUGCAUUAGUUUAAAUUUUGAAUGAGAAUAAUGUUAGGCAGAUAUGAAAUUAUUUGCCACAUGUUGUAAUGAUCAUGUUUUGAAUUUAUUUCAAUAUGCAGUAUUUGAAAAAUGUCAAUACAUAAAGGAAAGGAAAUGAGUAUAAUUAAGUCAAUAUAUUUUUAAAGCAAUUUUUAUAAUUUAGCAGACAUUGCAUCUUAAUAUAAGUCACUUAAAAUUAUGUCCUUGUG